AUGAAGGAAAACAAUGCUUUUUCAAAUAAGCCCAUAUUUCAAAGUCAUUCCCCUUUAUCUAAUCUCGAAAAUCAUGGCCCAAAUAAUGCAGAUCCGGCCUUUAAUGUUGAUGAUUCCCUAAUUGAAGUGGGUGUAACAGUGGAUUCGAGCCCAUCCCAUACUGUCGAUUGUUUACAAAAAGGGACCCAUAAGAAAACAAAUAGUCAUUCUAUUAUUCUUCAUAUUUGCCCUAAUUGGUUUGCAAAAAAAAAUUCUACCAAAGCUCCUCGUCGGCGAUUCUCUCAAGUGGAACAAGGGAAAUCAAUUAGGCCUUAUAAACUCUCUCUAAGAGAUCCAGAUUGGUCCAUUCAGGAGGUUAUAUGUGGUGAGAAGCAGAGUUUGGAAGGCAAGGGGGAUGAGGAUCCUUCGAAGAAGACAAGGGGAUUCAAGAAUGCUGAGGAUAUUUUGAAGAACGAAAUGGGACUUACAGAGAAGGUACUUCCAAUUUCUCUAUCGACGGAGACUGGUUCCUAG
This is a messenger RNA of Ilex paraguariensis (yerba mate), 513 nucleotides long. Lineage: Eukaryota; Viridiplantae; Streptophyta; Magnoliopsida; Aquifoliales; Aquifoliaceae. The record is from the annotation of a GenBank genome assembly.